Molecule: messenger RNA, 1191 nt
Organism: Torulaspora delbrueckii
Lineage: Eukaryota; Fungi; Ascomycota; Saccharomycetes; Saccharomycetales; Saccharomycetaceae
Exons: 1
Coding region: 1-1191 (396 amino acids)
Source: RefSeq, a predicted model, not a curated record
AUGAUCUAUAAUUUGAUGCUAAACAAAAAAUAUGGUAUUGUGCUAACGGUUGGCCUUAUAUGGGUCCUUGUAGGAGUUUUCUUCCUUCACAAUCGUGGCAAAAAUGCUUCUUCCGGGAUUUGGGAAGAGACUAUAGAUAUUAACGGUGUUCUGGGGCCGAAAUUUGAUGUUACAAAGAGAAUUGCAUACAUAUCGGGUCAUAUUGGAACCACAACUGAUUUUAAAUAUAUGGCUCAACAUUUACUGUUGGAAAAUGUGGACUACUAUGAUUCUAGAGAUUUUUUUGAUUACCUUUCUUCUCGGGAUGGAUAUAGAUCGAUUGUGAUUGAUGGUACUGUCGAGGAGAUUUGCUCAACUCAUGAUGCGAUAUUUAUCUCGGAUAGUCUUGCUGACGGUUGGCCGUUCAUUAUGGAUGGGAAACAGCCUUGUAAGAAUGUGGUCUUUGUCACGACGAAUAGAUUCGAUUGCGGCGUGCACGAGGGUGACAGAGAAGUUUUCUAUCAGGAUUUCAAUUAUUCACUGAACAGAAAUGAUGAGUAUCGUGCCAGGGUUAUAGCUAAUAACCGAUUUGAAGUUCCCUACAUGAGGAGUAAAGGCAUUGAUGUUCCGGACUAUCAUCCGGUAAUCAGGCCGUUUGGGUAUACUUCGGUUCAGGCUAUUGAAAUCGAUCCUAAUGAUGUCAACGCCGCUUGCCUAAUCAUCGGUCGUGUUCCUCAGGAUGAGAUAUUGAUGAAUAAUCUUGUAGAUCAGCAUACCACGCAUAAGUGUAAAGUGGUGCCUUAUCACUAUGGUGGACCAAAGACUUUGGAAAAAUAUGAGUCUGUCGUCGUACAUUUGCCCUACCAGGUCUCCAUUAUGAAGAUGUGGGAAAACUUGGCCUAUGGGGUUUUGAUGUUAGUUCCCUCGCCGGAGUUUUUCACUCAAAUAUGUACCGAAAAUGUCUGCCAGCAGGAUCAUGACGCCAUGGAGCCUAAAAGGGUCAUUGGAGAGGAGCAUUGGUCUGAAUAUUUGGAUUUCUACCUACCAGGGUGGGGGGAAUGUUUUAUCCAAUAUAACAGUUGGGAAGAAUUGGAUAAUAUUCUGACUAGUAAGGAUUACCUUAAGAAUGUCAACACUUGCAGAAACAAGAUGGAAGAUCUGAGAGAGCUAAAUCUGCAAUUGUGGAAAAAACUACUCACGGUGCUUCACUAA